AUGGAGAAGCAAAUACAAGGUGGCAUUGAAAAGAGUGCCUCUUCACAACAUUGCAAUGAAGGCAUGGAAGAAAGGAAUGGUACAUAUUUCUCUGUGCCAGGAAAUUGUUAUUCUGCAAAACACAAUUUGAAAGCCAGUUCAGAACAAAAUGGCACAGGACUGACCACAGGGAGAUUUGGUAAUCACACCUUUUUUGUGCCGAAGCACACAGACUUCCCAAAUUUAAACCUUGGCAAGGAACAGCAAACACACGAGCACUUUGUGAAGGAAGAUGAUGUAUGGACUAAGGAAUUCCUUUCAGAAGAGAGACUUGAAAAUGUUUUAGCAUCUGAGUUAAAUGAUAGGUUUGAAUGCCAACUAAUGCCAGAGACUACACAGUGUACUCACAGUGAGUCACUACCACCCUUUAAACUCGAAUGUGGAUGUGUCACUGAUAAUACAGGUUCAUCUGGUGGCACUUACUCUGACAUUGCUGACCACUCUUGUAGGAGAGGUUGUCAUCCAUUUUCUUCAUAUCAGCAACGUCCAUUGGAUGGGGAAGGGGUUGAAGAUGGAGUGCUUGGGAAGCAAAUGGAAGCUGAUGAGGAUUCUAUCAAGGUAGCAGGUGGAAGGAGGGGAGCUCGUAAAGGGAGAACACGUGUUAAUCUCAAAGAGGACUCUAGAAGGGAUGGCCGGCAACAUACAUUCUCUGGUAGCAAGCAUAAGCUAGGUCGAAAGAAAAGCCAUGGUGAUGGGAGGUCUAUUCUGAAAUCCAUAAUUCCUCAACCCUUAAUUCUGCUUUCAACUACCUGUGUCCAGUUACUUAUUGAUUUGGUGCUCCUGAUUGGGAAGUAUGUAGAGAUGUUUGGCACGCGACUAUAUACUUCAGUAUUGCUGCCAGCUAGUGACCUAGGCCUUUUGAAAAUCCAGCUGCAAACAUUUGGGGUCUGGGCACGCCAUCGUGUAAAGGACUCUUGGCAUAUGAUUUGCUCAUUUGGAUUAUGGCUUUUGCGUGUUCUGAAAAUGCUAUGUGCUCUACUCUUCCUGCUUUUAAUGCUUGCUGUGGGUUGUGCCAGACUUUGUUGGCAAUACAUUAAGAGAGCUGCUGAACGAGUAGGAGGACAUAACAACUGUGCAUCUUGUAUCUCCGUAAGAUUACGCAGGAUAUGGGCCUUAAUAACACAAAACAGGACCUUUAGCCGUUUAGUUAGCCCUCUCAGGAAAUUGAAAUCAAGAUUAUGGAGGUUAAGGGUGGAAAAAGAAACAUCAUGGGCCACAGCAGGAUCUCCAACCACAGGUCGGUAUCAGCCUGGGGAGGAAGUGGAACGUCUAUUAACAAUGGCGGACAUUCCAGAGGAGGAGUUAAACCCAUUUCAGGUGUUGGGUGUAGAAAUUAAUGCUUCUGAAACCGAGCUUAAAAAGGCAUAUCGGCAGCUGGCUGUUUUGGUAGGUAACAUGUUUUUCCAUGAAAGCAGAUCUGUUUUUAGUUUUUGUAAAAUUCUUCUCGCAACCUGUCUCCUUUUUGUCACAACUUGAGCCAUCAGAUUACUCAGCAGAGGAAGUGCUGGCAGGAAAAUUAAACUUUAGGAAAAAAGUAAAUAAAUUUUACACAAUUUAAAUGAUGAUACACAUCAGGAAAAUGAAACACAGCCAUAAUGUAAGGGGAGAAUUUUAUUAUGAAAAAAGUAAUGACCUUACAAUUCCAUGAGCUUCUCUAUCUUCUUCUGUGUUCUACUGAAACAUGAGUCUUAAAGGUAUCUCCUGCAUGAUUAUCAAAGUCAUAAAUUAGAAUAAAGGGAAAAACUCUGCUUUAAUUAUUGUUGCUAGUUAUCACAUCACCCACAAUGAAAACCAGUAAUCCCAUCUAAAACUUAACCUGGCUUAGUCAUUUUUACUUUAUUUUUUUUGUAUACAUUUUUAUUUUAAGCUUUAAAUAAAUGCUGUGCAUGCGCCUUUCAGGUAGUUACUCAGUCAUGACUUUUUGAGUGUGUGUAUGUAUGUGUAUACACAAUGUGAAUUACCACAUGAUGCCUUUUCCUACUUAGUCCAUAUUAAGCAUUUAUUUAAGGGUUUGAAAAUGCAGACUGCUUAUAUUGGUGGAUUUGUUAUAUUCAUUUUUUUUUUUUUUUUCCUCCUGCCUUUAUCUCCAUAGGUCCACCCAGACAAAAAUAAUCAUCCUCGUGCAGAAGAAGCUUUCAAAAUAUUGCGUGCUGCAUGGGACACAGUAAGCAAUCCUGAGAAACGCAGAGAGUAUGAAAUGUAAGAAUUGAUAUGGUAACACAAAGUUUGAGAAAUAAAGUAAGACUUAAUCUCUUUCAAAGCAAAUACAUCUCAAUAUCGUACAAUUACUCUUUAGACCAGGGGUGCCUAAAAGCUAGACCCCCAGAUGUUUUAAAACUACAGCUCCCAUGAUACCUUGUUAUUCUAAAGUGCAUACAAAGAAUCUUGGGAAUUGAUUCCACCACAUCUGGGGAUAUACCUUUUGGGUACCCUUGCUUUAGACACUACUCACUGUCAAAUGAACAAUCCAAGCACCAUAACCAGUACAACCUCUUGUAGCGAUUAUGGUGCCAGGAAUUCACUGGCAACAUCCCACAGUAAGAUGCCAGACCAUUUUAGCAUGGUUUCACAAUUUACCUGAGUACCACCAAGUGUCCAGUCCUCAUCUCGUCUUCUCAAACAGGACAGAACAAACGGGAUGUUAUUGUAGAGCAGUGCAGGGAUGCAGUCAUUGGCUUAAAGCAUCAGCUGAGUUCUAUCUUUCCUGCUCUGCUCUAAAGAGACAUCUGGCUUCUCCUGAUGGAAAAGACAGGAUGCUAUGCAGGCUCCUGGCAGAACCCAUGUCAGCUGGGCACUCCAGGGAUUAUAACCCUUGCUGUGGGCUAUAACCGUUAUGGUGUUUGGAGUGUCCAUUUAACGAAUUUCCCCAAGCAUAAUUCUUAAGAAGAUAAUCCACUUACAGGCCGUUACAAAGUCGAUCGUAACGACUUUGUUAGGACUCCAUUAUCAUGAUUGAUUGAAGAGCAUUUGUUGAUAUGACCUGAUAAGCAAGCAUUAUGAGGUAUCAUGAUCUGUGUAUGUUUUGUACACAACACACAAAAGAUCCUACAAACAAGAUGAGGAAUGAAAAAUUAUCCAACUACACACACUGCAUGUAGAAAUCACAGCUGUACAUUUGACUUUGCCACUUGAAUAACUUUGCAUACUUCACAUUGAUCAGUGAAGCAUCACCGAUAACAAUCACAGAUUUGUGGAUUAAUGAAGAAGUCCAGGUUUUGAAUGUAAAACCAUUAAUAUUAAAAUCGUAGUUGUUCAGUUUGCUUGGCUGGCUGCCUCAAAAUGAGAAAGGUCCUUCCGACUUUUGCUUUCAUGUAUAAACACAUCCAUCACUGUCUCAACAAGCAUUAUUUGUCUUCACUGUUGCAUCUCCUUCAAUUUUAGGAAGCGAAUGUCAGAAACAGAGCUGGCUAAGUCCAUGAAUGAGUUCCUUACCAAGCUGCAGGAUGACCUAAAGGAAGCUAUGAAUAGCAUGAUGUGCAGCAAGUGUCAGGGGAAACACAGGUACAAUGUAGUCUUUUAUCUGAAAAUGCAAUUCCACUGAUCAGAAUGUGCCUAUUUCAUGAGGAUCUGAAAGUACUUGCCAAGCAGGGUUCUUAUCAACUAUCUGGAAUUCAAAGUGUUAAGAAUAUGGAAUGGUCAGUCCUAUUGAGACUGUAGUAACCUAAUUACAAGUCCUAUUGAGACUGUAGUAACCUGGUCACCAGUCCUUUCUUAUUAAGGCUGUAGUAACUUGGUUUACUCCCCUCUGCCAACCUUGGACACUCCUCGCCACUAAUGUUGUACUCCCCCCUUCUUUUUUACAUUCAGCUCAGCCAGAGUUUUAAUGCAAUGUCCAGUUGUGCUCUCUUGUGGAUGCUGCAUGACUGAAGUAGUGAUUGUUCUUCAUAUUGUUGGCAUGGCCUUGAUCUGGGAGUAAAGUGUUCUUUCCCAGUUAUGUCAUAUUAAUUUUGUCUGAACUAUAUUUGUCUGAUGUAUCUCACACAGACACCUAAUAUAAAGAAUACUAAAAACAAAAAGUAAUAUGAAAUGGGCCUAGAGUCAUAAAUAUUGUUGUUUCAAAAGUGUCUACUUCAUGUAUUGGCUUGGAAAUAAUUUCUUGAAAAAACCCCAAAAUAAAACAUUAAAAAGCUGCAUAAUAGCAUUGAUUUUCUCUUACUUGAGUCAAGGUUAAUGAUCGAUCUAUAACACAUUGCCAUGUAUCAUAAUACUCCAAUUCAACAUCUCCCAAAAUGUUGAAUUCCCCUUCACUUCACCUUAAAACCUUUGCAUUAAAACUUGAAUCCAGGUUUUACCAAUCUUCAUAUGUACAGUCUGCAUUUAACCAGAUUUCCUACAUCAUGGGUCAACAGCCACUGAUGGAUACUGCCCAGUUGCCACAUCCCACCUCCAUGACAUGUGAAUAAUCACUCUACUAUAUUCCUUUUCCUUGGAAAAUUUGACAUUUGUAAACAUGGUAAAACGUUGCUUCUUGUAUGAUUAAACAAUCCUGUUUUAAUUAACAGGAGAUUUGAAAUGGAUCGGGAUCCUACAAAUGCACGUUAUUGUGCAGAGUGUGGGAAGAUGCAUCCUGCUGAAGAGGGCGACUUUUGGGCUGAAUCCAGUAUGCUUGGACUGAAAAUAACCUAUUUUGCCAUGAUGCAAGGAAAGGUGUUUGACAUAACUGGUAAGAAAUAGCCAUUGAAGCUGUGUUUGCACACAUAGCUAUGUUCUAAAGGGUCACUCCAGCCACCAUGACCACUUCUACUUUUAGAGAUGCUCAUGUUGGUAGGAGUCUGGAUAUGCAGUGAUUCAGUUUGAAACACUGCACAUAAACUGUUAUUGGCACUUGUGUGUCGGGGGCAAGUUGCUGCCAAGACCUCUAUUCCAGGCUGUGUAAUGUCAGUUCUGCGCAUAUUUCACAUCUGAUGUCAGUGUGUGCUUGCAACGAACGUUAUCAGUUUCUCCAUUGCAGACAGUGUGUCUCUCCCUCCCUUCUUGUCUAUAGCCCUGACACCUCUCUAUAGAAAUAAAAAUGGUGCAGCACUCUUCAAUGUUUAUAAGUUCCCUUUCUUGUGCACUCACAGCAGCUAUUUUAUCAAGCCAUAAAGUGAAAUCAAACUUGGUGCAGUUAAAUAGCAGUGCAAAUCAGUCAUGUGCUAGUCAUAUGACCUCAGAGAAACAAGUAUAGAAUGUCUGCAAUAUGCAAAUAUAAUGUGACGGUACAUAUAGUUUGUAAAGGUGCACAUGAUUCAGUAUUAACCAGUAUCUACAAUGUGUAAUAAUUAAAAUAAAGAUAAGUUUGUAUAAUAAAACGUAUUAUCCUAAAACAAUUUAGUAAUUCUUAAUGCAGCACAUAUUUUUUAUUACUACAUGAUGUGCAGGGUAAAGCUGGUAUCUUAGAUACUUAACAAAACUGGUAUUUUGACUGAUCUGUGGGGUCAUAUCUAAAGAUCUGUCAGUCACUUGUUUUAUUGUUCUUAUUUUGCUAUAGAAUGGGCAGGAUGUCAGCGGGUGGGUAUUUCUCCUGACACUCACCGUGUUCCAUAUCACAUCUCAUUUGGCUCAAGGAAUCCGACAAGUACAGGACGACAAAGGUAUAGAUUGAUAAUUUCAUGCUGUUUAUUGAAAGGGAUGACUUGAAAUUGAUGUAAAGUCCCUCCAUGCCCCUAAAAACCCUAAUGUAAUUCUCAUAAUGGGUAGGUUUUUACCUUUAUUUUCUUUCUACUAAGUGUAUUCCUUAAGGCAUGAAAGUUUAAUUAAGGGAAUGGUAAAGCCAUCCAGAUUAAACAGUUUUACUUUUUAAGUGGAUACACCAUAUAAAAAGUUUGUGCUUUUAAAUGGGGGCCGUCACUCCUUUAGAACAUUAUAUCCUUGAAUAAACCUUUACCUUGUCUUAAUUUUUUAUUUUUAUAUAUUUAUAUUGUGUUGCUCACUUUUAUUUUAAAUGUAUACUAAAGGGAGACUCUUAAGCACCCUAAUGAAUGAUCAAUCAUGCCCCUGCGGUCUUGAUGCUCAAUUUGCAGCCAUUAAGGAGUCAAAUAAUCUUGUUUCUGCAGCCUUGACCAAGCUUCUCUUUUGAAGUAACACACAGCCUACCUAUUCUGUUUCUUUAAAACAAUUUGAUUUUUAAACUUCCUUUAUUGCACAAUAAUCUAGAAUGUUAUGUCUCCUGCCCUGACAAUUGCCUACUGGUGCCUACUGCAGCCUCCUCUGUGUGAUUUAAAGUGUAAUUCACAGAGCGGGAGAUAAGACAUUCUAAAAGUAAAUACACUGUGUUGUAAAAAUGAAAUUUUUUUUUAUUUAUUUUUUUUUUCUUGAAGGCUGUGUGAGUCGUCAUCAUGUGAGGUGUGACUAUGUCUGCAUAAACAAAAUGAUUUAAAGGGACACUAUAGUCACCUGAACAACUUUCGCUUAAUGAAGCAGUUUUGGUGUAUAGAACAUGCCCCUGCAGCCUCACUGCUCAAUCCUCUGCCAUUUAGGAGUUAAAUCCCUUUGUUUAUGAACCCUAGUCACACCUCCCUGCAUGUGACUUGCACAGCCUUCCAUAAACACUUCCUGUAAAGAGAGCCCUAUUUAGGCUUUCUUUAUUGCAAGUUCUGUUUAAUUAAGAUUUUCUUAUCCCCUGCUAUGUUAAUAGCUUGCUAGACCCUGCAAGAGCCUCCUGUAUGUGAUUAAAGUUCAAUUUAGAGAUUGAGAUACAAUUAUUUAAGGUAAAUUACAUCUGUUUGAAAGUGAAACCAGUUUUUUUUUUUUCAUGCAGCUCUGUCAAUCAUAGCCAGGGGAGGUGUGGCUAGGGCUGCAUAAACAGAAACAAAGUGAUUUAACUCCUAAAUGACAGUGAAUUGAGCAGUGAAAUAGCAGGGGAAUGAUCUAUGCACUAAAACUGCUUUAUUUAGCUAAAGUAAUUUAGGUGACUAUAGUGUUCCUUUAACUCCUAAAUGGCAAGAACAUGAUCUAUACACUAAAACUGCUUCAUUGAGCUAACGUUGUUUUGGUGCUUUGAGUAUUCGUUUAAAGACUAAGCAAUUGACAAAAAAAACCUGGUCCAGUCACAGCAAGAGCACACAUUGCAUCGGAGGAGGACAAACAAACUAUUUGUGUCCUACAUUUGUUAAAUGUAGGGGAUGCAUAACACCGCAAAUGUGAUGGCACCACUUGUAUUAUUGGUCUCUUCCAAUCUUCUAACAUUAUUUGAUCUGGCAUUUGCUUGCUGUUAUGUAUCCACACUCUAUUAUUGUAAAGCAUCGCAAAAUAUGUUGGCAAUAUAGAAAUAAGGAUUAUAGUAAUGUAUAUUUUAGUUGUCUAUAAUUGUGAUGGUUCAGGCACUUGCCAUUGUUUUGAGCAUGCAUAAUUAAAGUCUAUUUGCUUAGGGCCUGUUUUACGGGUGUGUAAUUGCACUAGCAGGGACUGAACUAGUGCAGUGGGGUGCAACCUCUAUGAUGUCAAAUUGGUGUGUUAUGAUGCAUCUUUAAGGGUGCCUUAACAAGUUUAAGGAGACAUGACUUUCACACUCUGCUGAUCAGUGCCCACUUAUGGACAAUUGUCAUGUCACCAUUAGGCAGCAUGUGCACAGUGCCUGGCAUUUGUAAGGCACAAAUUUACUGUUGGAGCUUUUUGAGUUUAACAGAGUGUCUUUCUUUCUGUGAGGGUGCAAGAAUAUCAGAGUUUAUGUGGGAGCAUUUGUGAUUGUUUUGUUUGUUUCUGAGGGUGCCAGUAAGAAUGUGUCUAAGUGCAUUUUUUCCCCCGAGUGUUUGACUUUAAUAAGGACUGUGUAUUACUGCCUUUGAGAGCUCUCUCUGCCUGGUUUUGGUUUUUAGUUUAUUUUUGAAUGGUAAAUAAACAGUUUUAAAAACAAAAUAAUCAAACCCUUCUAAAUAGAUACACUGUUGUAGGUUGAGCUUUCCCCAUUUUAAAUAUGUACAAAAGGAGCCACGAUUAUGAAUCUGUGGGUUAUUAUUGUUUCUUUCGGAUAUGACACUGGAAGACAAUGGUUCUCCUGAAUGCUAAUGGUCACUUAGCAUAGCAAAAUAAUCCACUGUCUGAGAGGUGAUCUGGGCAUAUGGUAGAUUAGAAACAUAGAAUGUGACGGCAGAUAAGAACCAUUCGGCCCAUCUAGUCUGCUCAAUUUUCUAAAUACCUUAUCUUAUAGUUAGGAUAGCUUUAUGCCUAUCCCACGUAUGCUUAAACUCCUUUACUGUGUUAACCUCCACCACUUCAGUUGGAAGGCUAUUCCAUGCAUCCACUACCCUCUCAGUAAAGUAAUACUUCCUGAUAUUAUUUUUAAACCUUUGCCCCUCUAAUUUAAGACUGUCCUCUUGUUGUGGUAGUUUUUCGUCUUUUAAAUAUGGUCUCCUUUACUGUGUUGAUUCCCUUUAUGUAUUUAAAUGUUUCUUUCAUAUCCCCCCUGUCUCGUCUAUCCUCCAAGCUAUACAUGUUAAGAUCCUUUAACCUUUCCUGGUAAGUUUUAUCUUGCAAUCCAUGAACCAGUUUAGUAGCCCUUCUCUGAACUCUCUCUAAGGUAUCAAUAUCCUUCUGAAGAUACGGUCUCCAGUACUGCGUACCAUACUCCAAGUUAGGUCUCACCAGUGUUCUGUACAAUGGCAUAAGCACUUCCCUCUUUCUACUGCUAAUGCCUCUCCCUAUACAACCAAGCAUUCUGCUAGCAUUUCCUGCUGCUCUAUUACAUUGUCUGCCUACCUUUAAAGUCAUCAGAAAUAAUCACCCCUAAAUCCCUUUCCUCAUAUGUUGAGGUUAGGACUCUAUCAAAUAUUCUGUACUCUGCCCUUGGGUUUUUACGUCCAAGAUGCAUUAUCUUGCAUUUAUCCACAUUAAAUGUCAGUUGCCACAAUUCUGACCAUUUUUCUAGUUUACCUAAAUCAUUUGCCAUUUGGCUUAUCCCUCCUGGAACAUCAACCCUGUUACAUAUCUUAGUAUCAUCAGCAAAAAGACAUACCUUACCAUCAAGACCUUCUGCAAUAUCACUAAUAAAAAUAUUAAAGAGAAUGGGUCCAAGUACAGAUCCCUGAGGUACCCCACUGGUGACAAGUCCAAGCUUCGAAUAUAUUCCAUUAACUACAACCCUCUGUUGCCUGUCACUCAGCCACUGCCUUACCCAUUCAACAAUAUUUGAAUCCAAACUUAAAGAUUGCAGUUUAUUGAUAAGCCUUCUAUGUGCAACAGUGUCAAAAGCCUUACUGAAAUCUAGGUAAGCAAUGUCUACUGCACCACCCUGAUCUAUUAUUUUAGUUACCCAAUCAAAAAAAUCAAUAAGAUUACUUUGGCAGGAUCUCCCUGAAGUAAACCAAUGUUGUCUCUGAUCUUGAAAUCCAUGUGUUUUUAGAUGUUUAACAAUCCUAUUCUUUAACAUGGUUUCCAUUACUUUCCACACUACUGAAGUAAGGCUUACUGGCCUAUAGUUGCUCGACUCCUCCCUACUACCUUUCUUGUGAAUGGGCACAACAUUCUGACUUCCAAUCUUCUGGGACUACUCCUGUUAACAAUGAUUGGUUAAAUAAAUCUGUUAAUGGUUUUGCUAGUACACCACUAAGCUCUUUUAAUAGCUUUGGGUGUAUUCCAUCAGGUCCCAUUGACUUAUUUGUCUUUACUUUUGACAGUUGAAAUAGAACCUCUUCCUCUGUAAACUCACAUGUAAUAUGACUCAUUUGCCCUUUUUCCUAACUGAGGUCCCUUUCCUUCAUUUUCAUUAGCCAGUUUAUAUAAGCUAGAUUUGGAGAGAACUCAUGUGUAACAUUUCACACCUUGCAAAUGAGCUCUGUAAUCAGUUUCAGAACAGGAAUCCAUGUUGUAAUCCUUCUGACAUCUAUCAUAUUUCUAUACAAUUGCAUUUAACCCUCCUUGUGCUGAAAUUGACAAUACUGGCUCUACCAGGCAGCCGAUCCAUGUAUUCGAUACACAAAUCCCAUUAAAUAGCAAUAUUCUAUAGUGCAACAAUGAAUUAUGCACCCUUGACAUGACAUGCUUUACUUCAGAUCAAGCCAUUCAGUUUGCAAAGAAAAAGAAUCUGCAAGAAAACUUUACUUAAAUCAUGUAUUGAAGUAAAAAUAAAAUGUAUUUUUUUUUCUCCUGUACAUAAUCUAUCUUAAUCAUGUUAAUGUUUUGAAUGUGGAAAAUUCCUGGGCAAAGUUCUGAAAUGGUGUAAUCAGCAGAUGGUGAAAAUGACCUAUUAAUUUCUUUUCGCAGGGCUCCAUCAGAAAACGGUCCAUCUUCUGUUGCUGAUCUUCAAAACCUCUUGAGCAGAAUAUUCCAAGGAUCUCCGGGUCAAAUGCCUAAUAGGAAUGUUUUCAAUACCCCACAGGGAGCUCAAUCUCCGUCAGGACCAGUUAAACCAGACAGUGCUCCAAGAAGUGACACAAAGGCCAAGCGGAAAAAGAAAGUUAGACGUCCUCUUCAAAAAUGA
Pelobates cultripes (western spadefoot toad) is the source of this 10435-nucleotide messenger RNA. NCBI's taxonomy places the organism in Eukaryota, Metazoa, Chordata, Amphibia, Anura, Pelobatidae. The record is from the annotation of a GenBank genome assembly.